UGAGAUUGGGUGGGGACAAGGCCUGUGCAGUUGCUGUGUGUCUGUGUACACUCAUCAGGUCAGCUAAGUGGCUGACCAGUCUGCUGAGCAGGCCCUGAGCAAUCAUCCCAAGAUGGCGGGCACUGUGCCUGACGGAGAGGCGUCCGGCCGGCGCGGCUCGCGCAAACAGUGGACUCUGCACGACGGACCGCAAGGCUCGCUGCGUCGGCUGCGCAGCAACCUGGCAGAGGACGGCUGCGAGGAGUCGCAGCUGGUGUUGGCCAAGCAGCUGCUGGAUGCGCCGGCCGCGCCCUCUGAGGCCACCCAGAAUUAUGUCCAGGCUGUCUAUUGGUUGACCAAGGCAUCCGAGCAGGGCAAUGCUGAGGCUACCGAGCUGCUGCGCGAGUGCUUUGACCGGGGCCGCGGCAUCACGGACCAGAACUACAUCGACGUGAAGAACUGUUUGGACAUGACGCAGGAGGAGAAGCUUUCGCGCCGUGCUGCCCGCGAGCUCUUCUACACGAUGGCCGACGGUCAGGACUUCAUCACGACGGCGCAGCUGCGCAGCCGGUUGCAGCGGCUCACCAGCCAGGAGCGGCGCGACCUGGAGCGUCCCGCGCCUGCCGCCGCCGCCGCCGCCGCCGCCGCCGACGGUGACCAGCCAGCCGCUGAGGCCGAACCACCCGCUGAUGGCGGCGGCGACGGCAACGGUGACGGCAGAGAUCAGGGCGAGGGCGUAGCAGCGACGGCGCCGGCGGCCGAAGACGCGACGGACACGCCGCGCACCAUCUCCUUCCUGAGCCACAUCGGCGGCGAGAAGCUGUCUGAGGACUCGCUGGUGGCGGCGGCGGCCAACUUUGUCAACGGCGACCUGCCCACCAUAAACAAGUUCCUUAAGGUCAGCGAUGACGAGACUGCUUUCCAGGAAAUGACGCUGCUGGAGAAGGUGAUGUUCCAUCCGGUGCGCUCCGUCAGUUACGGCUAUCACAAGAUGAUCGAGACAAUGUCAGAGCGCGGCAACGCCUUCCUGCUCUCGCUGAUCCCGACUACGCAACUGAAGACGAUCCUGGUCGUGUUCCUUGUGUCCUUCGUCGACGUCCGCAUGCUGCGCUUCAUCCUGCCGGUCAUCGUCCUGUACGUCGCCCUCUUAGUCAUGGUCAUCUCCACGCUGCAGAUGCUACAGCUUCACGAGGACCUGGGCAAUUUCCGCAUCUGGUCACAGGUGAUGAAGAUUAUCAAAGAUGACCUGAACACGCAGCUAGCCGAGGCGAAGUUCUGCUGGAAGAACCUGUACCCGUACGGGCGCUUCUUCGUGGCGAUGGCUGCGACGGUGACGGCGCUGCAGUACACGCCUGACUCGAUGGUGCUCAGCUCCGAGAUCACUGCGCUGGCCGCCCUCAUGACGGCCAUCACGUUCAUCUCGCUCAGCGAGCGCCACCAGCGGCUGGCCUGGCUGUCGAUGGUGCUACACGUGACGCUGUCCUGUCUGCACCUGUUCCCGACGCUGAGGCCUGCGCCGGCGGCCAGUCUGCAGCUGGCGCCCGGCCUCUUCCUCGACUUCUCGUUGCUGGCUAUCCUGCACCUGGCCACGCUCGGUUGCUACGCCACGAUGGCGGCGCAGGACAGGUGGCGCGGCACUUACAAGGUGCUGAUCCCGCACCUGGCCUCGGUCGUCUGGUUCCAGACCGCCAUUCUGUUUGCCGGCGACGCCUCCACCGGUGGCGUGCUGCGCGCUGUCGGCACCUUCUUCGGCACUGUGUUUGCGCUCCCCAUCAUCGGUGGCUUCCUGCUGCUAUUCCCAGCUGUGGCACUGGGCCGUCACCUUUACCAAGCCGGCUUCCUGCUGCAGGCGGUGGUGACGGGCGCGCUGCUGGCGCUGCCGUUCGGCCUGGCCUUCUUGCGCAGCCGGCACGCCUCGCUGACGCGCGUCAUCUCGUCGUACCAGGUGCUGGUGCUGGGGCUGGGCCUGCUGUCGCUUCUGCCGGCCGUGCAGAUCACGUAUCUGACGACGCCACCGCCCACCGACGUGACUGCGCUGCCCUGGCAGCAGUUCUAUAACGUGUGUCACCGGCCGGCACUGGACGCCGCCACCACGGCCCAGGUGCAGCACGGCUGUCAGCUGCUGGAGGGCGCCACCGUCGAGUGGGAGGGCACCGUGGCCGACGUGCGCGUCCAGUCGGCCGAGAACAAGCUGCAGGCGCUGAUCAGUUUCCUGCCGGUGGGCCUGCAGCAGACGCUGGCCUGCGUUUACGGCCGUCCAGUCGGAGACUGCAACGCCGAGCUGAUGGACGAGGUCAGCUUCAGCCGCUGCAAGACGGCGCACACCGUCAUGACGUCACGAUGCACGUUGCGCUCCUGGAACCGCUACCAGUUUCACAUUGUGGUGCACAUGCCAGCUGGCUACCUAAACGUCAGUCCGGCUGAUGUUUACCUGGCGGCCGACAACCAGUUCCAGGCGUUCGGACUGAACCUGCGGGCGGGCGACCGCGUGCAGUACCGCGGUCAAUUGAGCGCCGGCCUGGGCACGACGCGGCCGCAGCUGCAGCUGACCGGUCUGCGCUGCCUCAGCUGUACCCAGGAGAUCGCCCCCAUACUGGAGGUCACCCAGCGCGACGUCGUCAACGAGCUCGUCACCAGCGCCGGCGCCGUCUUUAACUUCGUCUGCUCGCCGCUGCUGCGCUACGAGAAGGACCCAGCCGCCACCUGAGCGGGCCGCCGGCGCAGCGAGCGGCGCUUCUCCUCAGCUGGGGUCGCGGUGGCGGGCAUUAAUCAACUGUCUGAAGUCUGAAACGCGGAGCGCCUGGAGUUCGGGCGCGGAUGCAGCUUUAUGCCGACGCGGAAUUGGUCGACGGACCUUCCCCUGUUGUUUUUCACGUCCUCUAGUCAGGCUUGAUAGACUUGAAUGAGGGUUGGCUUCAGGGGUCACGCUUUGCAAGCAAUCCCACUAUUAUCUUGUUUCUGUGCUUCCUGCAGAGCAGCUUUCGCACAUGGUGAUGUUCACGGCAUUAGCUGAGAAGCUUUGAAUGGCCUCUUUCAAUACUCUUCAACUACUUGCGAGUGACAUCGGAUAAUGCACGUUGGUUCAAUGGCGUGUGUUAAUAAUCUAUAUAUGCGAGGUAUUCGUUCCUUGUCUUACCUGAAUGAGGGCCAUAACUUUUUGUUUAGUGUCACAUUCGUUGGCCAGGUUGGAAAGGGUAGGCUUUAACACUUAGAUCUGAUUUGCUACUUACGAGUGUAUUUGUACCUAGUUGAUUAUUUCAGCAUGGCUUAUGGUCAUACUUUUGCGUGUUGACUACUUUUGCCUUUGUCCUAGGAGUACACCUAGAAAUUUCCUGUUUUUUUUUUUGUUUUUUUGGUACUGUCAGUUACUGUCUUGCCGCUGAUGCUCGGGUAGACACAUCAGUGAGGAAAUGGGCACAGGCGACAGGUUUGUCAACAGAUUGUGGCCUUUAGGAGAACUUGUUAAACAGACGCGUAGAGAAAGAGAGUUUGCCGGCAGGAGGCAGAGCUUGCCGUUUACAUCUGUGCUGUCGGUGCUCAUUCUCAGAGUCCCUUUAAAACCGAGACAGCGGGUGCAUUACCAAAACAAAGACGUAAAGCGCACUGGCCCAGGAUUCAGAAAUUGGGCUGUUGGCUAUCGGGCAGCAUUGCAAAGGCGUUGGCCAAUUACUUGGAAUGUUCCGUAAAGAAGAUGGUGUGUGCUUUUCUAGUCUAAGUGCGAAAUAAAUAACAUCAAAAUGAA
Molecule: messenger RNA, 3721 nt
Organism: Pollicipes pollicipes
Lineage: Eukaryota; Metazoa; Arthropoda; Thecostraca; Pollicipedomorpha; Pollicipedidae
Product: wolframin-like
Biological process (GO): endoplasmic reticulum unfolded protein response; calcium ion homeostasis
Cellular component (GO): endoplasmic reticulum membrane
Molecular function (GO): metal ion binding; protein binding
Source: RefSeq, a predicted model, not a curated record